AUGGCGCUCGCGUGGCGCCGGCCGCCCCCCAAGCCCCCGCCGUCGGCGCCGGGCCCGCGCGUCCCCCUCCCCUCGAUCGUCGUCGUCGCGCUGCUCCUCCUCCUCCUCGAGCUCCUCCGCCGCCGCCGCCGCCGCGACCCGCCCGCGAUCCGCCGCGCGCCCGCGAGCGUGCGCUCGGUCGCGAUCUACGGCCUCAGCGCCAACCCGCCGACGUCCAAGGGCGGGCACGCGACGCUCGUGCGGAAGCUCGCGGAGGACUUCGACGAGGUGUGGGUCCUCCCCGUGUAUUCGCACGCGUUCGCGGAGAAGGACGGCGAGCUCGCGGCGUACGAGCAUCGACACAGAGUGCGUUCUAUACACUGGUCCCCAUACGACCGCGUUCGCGUGGUGAACGCCGAUCCUUAA
This is a messenger RNA of Micromonas pusilla CCMP1545, 405 nucleotides long. RefSeq lists its product as uncharacterized. The coding region runs from base 1 to 405 and encodes 134 amino acids. NCBI's taxonomy places the organism in Eukaryota, Viridiplantae, Chlorophyta, Mamiellophyceae, Mamiellales, Mamiellaceae. The record is from RefSeq and is a predicted model, not a curated record. The transcript has a single exon.